AUUUAACCCGACCUAUUGAAGCGAGAAGGGAAGACAGCAGAUGAAAGAAUGAACACGUAAAUCUGAGAUCGAUCUCCGACGCUUCCAUCGAUGCGCUCCGAAGGCAGGAGGAGGAAGAAGAAGAAGAAUUAUUCCCAGAAGAAGGAAUUUUGGAUGAUUCCUUCGAACCCUAACCCUAAUAGGUAUUUUCUGUAGAAUGCAACCGAAGCGGAGGCCCCUCCUUCCGCUCCUUUUCUUCCUCUCCUUCGCCGCCCUCCUCCUCCUCUUCUCCUUCCACUCCACCACAUCCUCCUCCUCCCGUUCCUCCCUCCUCCUCUCAGAAAACCAUAAUCCUAAUCCUCGCUUCACUUUCAUCAUCGAACUCCUCACAUUCGACCGCAUCGACUCACUCCGCCGCUGCCUCCGCUCCCUUGCCGCCGCCGACUACGCUGGCGACCGCGUCCACCUCCACGUCCUCGUCGACCACUUCCGCCCCGCCAAUGGAUCGUCCGCCCCCUCGGUCGACCGCAAGCUGGAGGAGUCGCGCCGGAUCCUGGAUCUUAUCGACCGGUUCCGGUGGGUCCACGGGGAGAAGAUCGUUCACUACCGGACGGCCAACGCCGGGCUCCAGGCCCAGUGGCUGGAGGCCUGGUGGCCGAGCUCCGACGACGAGUUCGCUUUCGUGGUGGAGGAUGACCUCGAGCUGUCGCCGCUGUACUAUAAGUUCCUGAAACGGCUGAUCUUGAAGUACUACUACGACCCGGCGAACUACGAUGCGUCCAUCUACGGGGCAUCGCUGCAGCGGCCGAGGUUCGUUGCUGGUAAGAAAGGAAACAAGUUGCAACUGAGCAGUGAAACACACAUUUUCUUAUACCAGAUGGUUGGCACAUGGGGUCAGCUUCUUUUUCCAAAACCUUGGAAGGAAUUCCGUCUGUGGUAUGAUGAACAUAAAGCCAAAGAAAUCAAACCAAUCCUGCAAGGCAUGGUGACUACAGGAUGGUACAAAAGGUUUGGUGAGAGAAUAUGGACUCCUUGGUUCAUCAAAUUCAUUCAUUCACGUGGGUACUACAAUCUUUACACAAACUUUAAGCAAGAAAGAGCCCUUAGCAUCUCUCACAGGGAUGCAGGUGUAAACUAUGGGAAGACGGUUGGUCCUGAUUCGAGUUUGUUGGUGGAUGAAUCUCUUGAUUUCAGUCUAACAGAACUGCCACCGUUAAGGAACUUAAAAUGGUACGAUUUCUGUUUUGCGGAGACACAUCCAGGAAGAAUUGUUAGUAACUUUGAUCAACUCAGAUCUAUACUUCACUCUUUGAAGCAGAAAACAAUAUUUGUAAUAAGUUUGUACCAGACAACAGAAAGGAUUGCUAGAAACUUGAUCUGCAACCUUGAAAAUGUUGGUUUGGUAAACUUCAUUCUCCUUGGUGGCUCUCCAGAGUUAUUGAUUGACCUUGCCAGGAGAGGAUAUCCUGUAGUUGAUACAAGUCAGUUGGUUUCUAGCAUUAGACAAGUCAAGUCAAUAGAUCUUGAACAUGAAACAGACAUCAUAAAAGAGAUCUGGAUCAAAGCCACUACAGUUCAAAAGUGCCUGGAAUUUGGUUAUGACUUGUGGUUGAUCGAUGGCAAUAUGAUUCCAGGUAGUGGUUUUUUACCUGAGCUGCCAAAUCCCUCAUAUGACUUUGCUAUUGCAAAAAAUGCAGAGCUGUUGUUCGUGAAGAGCUCUCCAUCUUCUUUGAAAACAUGGAAUGAUGAUUAUAUCCACAAGGUGGCAGCAGAGUGCAAGUCCCUGACUGGAACCAAUUCUCCGGAAAUGGAACACAAGAAUUUUGCAUAUCUUGCUAUGAGAGGUUUAGAUGAGAAUGCUGGUGCGAGGCUAUGGAGACUUGAUGACCCAGAUAUUGGUGUGAAAUUAGGAUAUGAUACCAUGAACCAUACGGAAAGCAAACUGAAUAUGGUCUUUUGGGAUCAGGAGAUGGCAUUAACUUCAGUACAGAGGGAACUGGACAGAUCAGGUUUGUGGUUGAUCGAUGUGGAUUCUUCAUGUGUUUCUGUUGUUUGCCAUAAGAGAUAGAAGCCAGUUUCAAUUAUAUUUUGUUUGUUAUCUUAUUCUUUGCAUGCAAAGGAAUAUGGAUUGUCAUUUGCAAUCUCCUCUUCGGCCUGGUGUAUCAGGAUAUUUGGUACACCCGACCUAGUCUAUGAAUGCUUGUUAGAGAAAUCAGAUCAGGGUACUACAUAGUGGCCAAGAACAUGCACACAUGGUUACUCUUGAUUUGAGGAUCAUAGCAUGCAACUGCUAAUAAGACCAGGCCUUAGGGGUGGAGUUCAGCUUCACCAUAUUUAUCUUUGUAGGUCUCCAGUGCAUCCUCAGGGGGACCAAGAAUAUGAACCAAGCUAUCGACAACAGAGUUCAUACAAGGGUUAUUGCCUCCCAAAUUGUGUAGUUGAACAGGGGCAAUCUUUUUCUCUCACAAGAAACACUGCCCAAUUCUUGGUGGGUAGGAGGAGCACCAGCAUUUGUGCACACCCACCACUUCAGUCAUAAUUGUUGAAUUUUAGCAGCAUGUAGUACUAAACAAUGGCUCGUAUCAAUUUCAUGUAUGGAUUGUCUCCUUGAUGUUUUCUCCCUUGUUUGGUAAAAGUGCCUUUUUUAGAGAGAAAAUGUUCAAUGAAGUCAUAACUCUGCUAGUGAACAUUUACCAGUUGUCCACCUACCCCUCAACUGUUUGAAUGAUUGAAUGACAACAAAGUGGUCUGAAGUGCUUUAGUAUA
Molecule: messenger RNA, 2745 nt
Organism: Musa acuminata AAA Group (dessert banana)
Lineage: Eukaryota; Viridiplantae; Streptophyta; Magnoliopsida; Zingiberales; Musaceae
Exons: 3
Coding region: 197-2047 (616 amino acids)
Source: RefSeq, a predicted model, not a curated record